Molecule: messenger RNA, 3496 nt
Organism: Astyanax mexicanus (Mexican tetra)
Lineage: Eukaryota; Metazoa; Chordata; Actinopteri; Characiformes; Acestrorhamphidae
Gene: mllt3
Product: MLLT3 super elongation complex subunit
Exons: 13
Coding region: 168-1928 (586 amino acids)
Biological process (GO): regulation of DNA-templated transcription
Cellular component (GO): super elongation complex
Source: RefSeq, a predicted model, not a curated record
CUCGCUCCAAACCGAACGCGCAUGCGCGCCGAUGCGCUCCUCAGCCUUUGAAACUCGGACGGAGCUCAAUUAAGAGACCAUGUCCGCCAUCGGCCGCUCGCGCUCUCCGCUCUCCGCACUGCACAGCAGCUCUCCAUGAGAUAGCAGUCUCCCCUGGGGCCGCGAGGAUGGCCGCUUCGGGCGCUGUUCAGGUGAAGCUGGAACUCGGCCACCGCGCCCAGGUGCGCAGGAAGCCCACGGCGGAGGGAUUCACCCACGACUGGAUGGUGUUUGUCCGCGGACCCGAACACAGCAACAUCCAGCACUUCGUAGAGAAAGUGGUGUUUCACCUGCACGAAAGUUUCCCGAGGCCAAAAAGAGUGUGUAAGGAUCCACCGUAUAAAGUUGAGGAGUCUGGAUAUGCUGGCUUUAUCCUGCCUAUUGAAGUUUAUUUCAGAAAUAAGGAAGAACCUAAAAAAGUGCGCUUCGACUACGAUUUGUUCCUGCAUUUAGAGGGACAUCCACCUGUCAACCACCUUCGCUGCGAAAAGCUCACCUUCAACAACCCAACGGAGGAGUUCCGCAGGAAGCUGCUAAAGGCUGGCGGGCAACGAGAUCCUCACAAACGGAGUUCAGAGGAAUCUAAAGUGAUGGUCAUGCAGGAGGGCUCCACGUCUCUGUUCGGCCAGCACAUGAAGCUGCCCACGCUACCCAGCAGCUCGCUGACAUUGACCUUCUCUGACGGCAAAAAGAACAAGUCCUUCCCAGGUUCAAAGGACGGCUCCAAAAGCAGCAGUGCCCUCACCAUCACCACCACCACAAACAGCAUCAGUAGCAGCUCUCUCAAGCUCCACAAACCGUCCAAGGAGCACAAAGACAAGCCUUCCAAAGACUCGAAAGAGUCUAAAAGUGCCUUCAGAGACUUCAGCAGGGACUUGGGCUCCAAGGUCUCCAAAGACUCCUCAAAGAAACCCAAAGAGAACCAGCCACUGCGGGAUGAGCAGCCCAUCCCCAAGAUGGGUUUCAAAGAGCCCAAGGCCAUGUCUAAGGAACACAGAGCUACGGAGGUUAGCUUCUCAAACUUGGGCCAAAAUAAACGCAGGCCUGCGCUGGACGACGAGGGCCAAGUGACCAAAAAACGGAAAGGUAGUUUUUCAGAGCCAUCGCAGAAGCUGCAGGCCUCCUCCAGCUUGCUCCAGCAGUCAGAUAAAAAGGUUUUAAAGGACAAAUCACAAGUCCGACAUGCCAAGUUACGGGAUAAUGAGCUAUCUGAGAGAAGAAAAGCGCCCACGUUGCCUCCUUUUCAGGAUGUGGUGGACCCCAAUGACUCUGACAUGGAUGACAACAUAUCUACCAAAUCAGACUCAGAACAGCCCAGUCCAGCCAGUUCAAGCUCCAGUUCCAGUUCAGGAUUUGGACCAGCACACAAGCGACAAGUACUGGGUCCUUUACAGACCAUAAUUCAAGAUUUGCACUCUGAUGACAAUGAAGAUGAGUCUGAAGAAGAGGAUGAUAAUGACAUGGACUCUGACCUGGAGCGACCGUUACACACGCACAUGACGCAUCGACAUCGCAGGGUGAGUUUGAGUGAUGGCAGUGACAGUGAGAACAGUUCCGCCUCGUCUCCCCUUCACCACAGCGAGCCCCCGCCGCUCCUGAAGGCCAGCAAUAACCAGAUACUGGAAGUGAAGAGUCCCAUGAAGCAGACGAAAGUGGACAAAAACAAGAAUAUUGAUUGUGACAAGGCAUACUUGGAUGAAUUGGUGGAGCUCCACAGAAGACUAAUGGCACUAAGAGAGAGGCACAUAUUACAGCAGAUUGUAAACCUCAUUGAAGAAACUGGACAUUUUCACAUCACAAACACAACCUUUGACUUUGACCUUUGCUCCUUGGACAAAACCACAGUUCGCAAGCUCCAGAGCUACCUGGAAACCUCUGGAGCGUCUUGAGGAGCGUGUGCAGCUGGCUGCCAUGAGCAGGAACACCAGACGUCCUCCGUUUUUAGUUUUUUUUGUUGUCGUCUUUGGAAUCAAUCAACUUGUGUGGCAAUGCUAUGGAUCAGCUUCAUCUAUGUGGAGGUCCUGGAUCGCCUUUACUUCUCUCCAUGUGCCUCAGAAACGGACACUCGACAUCAGCCUGGAGAUUCUUCCUGUCCACCAGGACUUCACCUGAAAAGCCUUGAAAAUCCAACAUUGCCAAAAAAAAUGGGAAUUAUGAGAGUUCAUCAUGCACCAAAAAAAGAAGAAUGUGCAUAUUGUUACUACGUAUGAAUGUUUUGUUCUGUUCUUUGUGACGAAUGCAUUUUUCAACACUGCCUUACACCAUUGUCUAUUUAUUGAGUAUGAGUUUCAAGUGUGUGUGUGUAAGAGCAAAUGAUAUUAAACUUGUGCAAGCACUUGGGAACAGUCAUCUCAUUGGCGCUUUGAGGCGGAGGAGCGUUUACAGAUUUGCUCGCAGGUUUUUGAGAAGAAGCAUUUUCUUUUACCUAUCGCCACGACUACGUUUUGAACAGUGGACAGCCCUGUAAGAUGGGCAGUGUCUGUCUGUCUGAAGAAAACUCCAUGAUUAGGUCUUACUGCUGUUUCCAGGAAAGGCGAUCUGUCCUGAGCAGACGUUCACGAUGAGGACAGAGUGCCCCUUUUUUAAAUUAUUGCACAUCAGCGGCAUCUGCAGUGAUGUAUUCCACUCCACUACUGGAACAGUUGAGGACCGACACCUUUUGAACUGGGCAGGACUGAGCUUAACUGUUGAUUUCUAGGCCAAAUACACUCGUACAAUAGGAAUCUGUCUCAGUAGGAUGCCGUAUUUUUGAAUCUGUUGAUGUUAUUUAUUUAACGGGACCACGAUUCCCAUGGUUCUUUGUUGGCUGUCUUGAAACCAGUGGGAACUGGUUUGUGUGUCUUCUUUUAGAUUUACUUUGGGAAAAAAAAGAUGUUCUUUUUGUUAAACUGAGGAAAUCAAAGUUUAUUCUGCAGGUCAUUAAGACUGUUCUUUUUAUAAGAAACUUGAUUGAUUAAGUGAUGUUGAAUUAAUACGAGCCAGUACGGGCAGAUUGUGCAGUUGAGCUGUAGGCCCGAUGGUUGAGUUGCGUUUUGCCUUAAGGCAAGACCAGUGUCUUUAGGGAGGUAAUUCUGAAUCAAAUAAAUCAAUCUGUAAGGGAUACAGAUGAUUUUCGAGACCUGUUCGGGAGGGUGUGGGUGUGGGUGUGGGUGGGCGGGGACUGAAUUAUUGGCACUGUGUGUAAAAAUGUGUAAGAAUUUUUCAGAAAUCUGCAUUUUUUUUGUAUUUUGUUUGUUUUUUGCAGAAUGAAAUCAAACCUUGUAUACUUUUUUCCUGUCUGAAUUUCCCUGAUUCAGUUUCUCAACCCAAAGAGCUUUUAGUUCAGUUAUCAUGAUAUAAUGUUUAUAUGUGUGUAUAAACUUUAUAUGUGGUAAAACUUGAUUAUCUUUCCUUAUUUGGAAGGUGCUAACCUGCUUCAAGCUCAAGCUUCUUGAUCCCAAUACAAUCUCCAAACUGA